This is a messenger RNA of Symbiodinium natans, 873 nucleotides long. The record is from the annotation of a GenBank genome assembly. NCBI's taxonomy places the organism in Eukaryota, Dinophyceae, Suessiales, Symbiodiniaceae.
AUGCGCUAUGACAUGUCUGACUACUGUGCCAACGCAUGCAGACUGUACGAAGAUUUGUCAAAGCGUCCUCUCAAACCUGCCAGCACACCUUUUGUUCCAGAUGGCUCUAUCCUCGCGUCAGAUUGGGAAAGCAAAGGAGCUUUGGCCUCAGAAGCGUCCAGAGUGUUAAUGAAAACACUUUGGUUAGCAAGACUAUCGCGUCCUGACUUAAUGAAAGGGAUAUCUGACUUGACGCGCCGCAUAACGCGAUGGUCCGUCGCGGACGAUAAAAAGUUGCACAGGCUGAUGUCAUACCUGAAAGGUACCCCAAACCUGUCGGUUGUUCACAAAAUGGGAGACGCCUUUGAAGAUUUGCGCUUGAGUCUUUACACCGAUGCAGAUCACUCAGGCGACGUUGACCACGCUCAAUCCACCAGCGGCAUGAUCUUAUGCCUAGAGGGAGAAAACACCUACUGGCCUUUGGCUUGGAGCAGCAAAAAGCAAACAGCCACAUCCAGGAUUCUGGUAUUUGGCGAAGCCUUGCCAGCUCAAGAGUUCCUGGAAACUCUCACUGGGAAGGAAGCUAAGCUGGUAUGCCAUCAAGACAAUAGUGCUGUCAUCCAAAUCGUCCAUGCCGGGUACUCGCCCAAGUUGCGACACGUCAGCAAGACUCAUAGAGUGAACUUGUCUUCGCUCUACGAAGUCUUUGAGUCAGAUCCGUUAAUCCGGCUUCAGUGCAUCAACACUGAACUUCAAGAGGCGGACGUUUUCACCAAAGCACUUCCUCCUGCCAAGUUCCCUGCAGCUUUGAAGCUCCUCCGAAUGGUGGCCUGGGCGCCCCUGGGUGAGGCCUUCGACGACUACGGCGGGCUGCAGAGCGUCCGCGUGACGUGA